AUGGCACUCAAAUCCGUCUUCCUACGGGCACUCGCCAUCCUCCUCCUCUGCCUGACGCUCACAUGCAGCAUCACACAUGCCACGCCCAGCAUCACCACACCUAACCCCCUCAGGGCCAACCAGGAGAUCCAGCUCACGAUCGACUACAAGCCCGACGACGCCCUGCGCACGAGGUUCGACUCGUACCGGGUCUUCCUGGCCCUGACCCCGCCGGGCCGCGGCACGGGCGCCGCGUGCUGGCUCUCGGGGCGCCAGCGCCUCGCCACGACGCAGGUCGCCGUCGCCAUCCCCGCCGACGCGGCGCCGGACCGGUCCCAGGUCCGCAUCUCGACGGGCCUCUUCGCCAAGGGCGGCGCCGCCGCGCGGACCAGCGGCUACAGCUACGGGCCCGGCGCGACGCUGGUCGGCGCCAACGGGACCUGGAGCCGGCGGGAGCUGGACGGGUGGACCGUCGGCGACGCCGAGGAGAUGCCGUGCCGGGCGCUCGGGUGCGCGCGGGGAUGCUACGAGCGGUACUACACGGGCGACCGGUCGCGGUACAGCGCCGACGACGCCAGCGAGAAGGAGGCGGACGACUGCGCCGACUAG
Thyridium curvatum is the source of this 588-nucleotide messenger RNA. RefSeq lists its product as uncharacterized. The coding region runs from base 1 to 588 and encodes 195 amino acids. The transcript has a single exon. The record is from RefSeq and is a predicted model, not a curated record. NCBI's taxonomy places the organism in Eukaryota, Fungi, Ascomycota, Sordariomycetes, Thyridiales, Thyridiaceae.